Molecule: messenger RNA, 980 nt
Organism: Ipomoea triloba (trilobed morning glory)
Lineage: Eukaryota; Viridiplantae; Streptophyta; Magnoliopsida; Solanales; Convolvulaceae
Product: protein DMP2
Exons: 1
Coding region: 90-638 (182 amino acids)
Biological process (GO): endomembrane system organization
Source: RefSeq, a predicted model, not a curated record
AAAAUCCCAAGAAACUUAGUAAAAAAUUUUUGUUUUGGUAAAUCUACGAGGUGUUCCUGAUCUUUUUCCGUCUGUAGAAACUUAGUAAAAUGGCUUCGGGGAAAAGCAUUCAAGAAAAGACCCUCACCGGCGUCGGAAACCUAAUACGCCUCCUCCCCACCGGCACCGUCUUCAUAUUCCAGUUCCUCAACCCCGUCCUGACCAACAACGGCCAAUGCGCCGCCGUGAACAAGUGGCUCUCCGCCGCCCUCAUCGCCGUCUGCGGCUUCUCCUGCGGCUUCUCCAGCUUCACCGACAGCUACACCGACGCCCAAGGCCAGACCCACUACGCCGUCGCCACCGCCAAGGGGCUCUGGCCGUCCCCCGGCGACGGCGGCGACUGGUCGGCGUUCAAAAUCCGGCCCGGAGACUUCGUCCACGCCGCGUUCACGACGCUGGUCUUCGGCGCGCUGGUGCUCUUGGACCGCAACACCAUGGAUUGUUAUUACCCGGCGUUCGAGUCCACCCAGAAAGUUCUACUCAUGGUGUUGCCGCCGGUGAUCGGCGCCGUUUCCGGGUCCGUGUUUAUGAUUUUCCCCAACAGGCGCCAUGGCAUUGGGUAUCCUCAGGAACAGGUUGUCGACAACACUAAAUUAUAACCUCGGAGUCCUCGAAUUCAAUUCCCACUACAUAGUACAUACCAAGAUUGCAUGAAUAAUUCCAAACACUAAAAUUUCAAAAAAAAAAUAAAUAAAUAAAAUUCCAAAACUAAACCUGAAACCAUUAUUUGAAUGUGUGUGUAAACUUAAUUCAUGUGUAGUAAUUUUUUUGAGUGACAGAAAAUCUGCAGCUACUGUUAAAAAGUGUGCACGAAUGGACCUGACUCAUGUAUGAUGUAGUAAUUUAAUUUUUUGAGUUAUUGUUUGUGAGUGUUUAUUUUUAAAAUAUUAUGUAUUUAAAUGUUGACAUGAUAAUAUACUUUAAAGUUUUUUGUGGAUUAA